This is a messenger RNA of Marasmius oreades (fairy-ring Marasmius), 744 nucleotides long. RefSeq lists its product as uncharacterized. NCBI's taxonomy places the organism in Eukaryota, Fungi, Basidiomycota, Agaricomycetes, Agaricales, Marasmiaceae. The transcript has 2 exons. The record is from RefSeq and is a predicted model, not a curated record. The coding region runs from base 1 to 744 and encodes 247 amino acids.
AUGGCAAAAUUACCAAUUAUAUAUCCACCGCCUUCCCCUCCAUUCUCACCACCUACCCCUCCAUUUCCACCACCUUCCUCUCCAUCCCCACCACCUUCCUCUCCAUCCCCACCACCUUCCUCUCCAUCCCCACCACCUUCCUCUCCAUCCCCACCACCUUCCUCUCCAUCCCCACCACCUUCCUCUCCAUCCCCACCACCUUCCUCUCCAUCCCCACCACCUUCCUCUCCAUCCCCACCACCUUCCUCUCCAUCCCCACCACCUUCCUCUCCAUCCCCACCACCUUCCUCUCCAUCCCCACCACCUUCCUCUCCAUCCCCACCACCUUCCUCUCCAUCCCCACCACCUUCCUCUCCAUCCCCACCACCUUCCUCUCCAUCCCCACCACCUUCCUCUCCAUCCCCACCACCUUCCUCUCCAUCCCCACCACCUUCCUCUCCAUCCCCACCACCUUCCUCUCCAUCCCCACCACCUUCCUCUCCAUCCCCACCACCUUCCUCUCCAUCCCCACCACCUUCCUCUCCAUCCCCACCACCUUCCUCUCCAUUCCCACCAUCUUCCCCACCAUUUCCUUCCACUUCCUUGCACUCGUUACAGUUGCCAUCAUCAUCGCAACCACCAACACCACCACCACCACCAUCGUCAUCAUCACCAUCAACGCCACCAUCAACACUAUUGGUUGAUAACAGUUUUGAAAGUGAAAUUUCCAUUGUAGGACAAAUGGUUUGCUAUUUGGCUGCCUAG